Sparassis crispa is the source of this 1347-nucleotide messenger RNA. RefSeq lists its product as hypothetical. The record is from RefSeq and is a predicted model, not a curated record. Bases 1 to 1347 code for a protein of 448 amino acids. Gene Ontology annotation, molecular function: protein heterodimerization activity; catalytic activity. NCBI's taxonomy places the organism in Eukaryota, Fungi, Basidiomycota, Agaricomycetes, Polyporales, Sparassidaceae. Gene Ontology annotation, biological process: nucleotide metabolic process. The transcript is spliced from 10 exons.
AUGACCUCGUUCCUCAUCAAGGCGCACGAAGGCCGCUCCGUGCCGGCAGCCUGGAGGGACCCACCUGACUGUGCCUUCUGCCGCAUCAUCCGAGGAGAGUCACCGGCCGCGCUUGUCUUCGAGAACGACAAGGUUAUCGCAAUCUUAGAUAUCCUUCCCCUACGUCCUGGGCAUGUUCUGGUUAUCCCGAAGGCCCACUAUUCCCGCGUGUCCGAGCUACCAGCAGAGUUCGCGGCAGCCACAGGAGAGGCUAUCUCGAAGGUCUCCAAUGCUUUGACGCAUGCUAUGCGGAAUACUGCAUUAAAUGUGGUAUGCAACCAAGAGUACGCUCAGGCAGUUCCGCAUGUCCACUAUCAUGUCAUCCCCGCCCCAGUACUAGUAGCUUCUUCCGUAUCACCACCAGCCACGACUGGCGAUGCAAUCAAGGUAGAUCGUAUCGCGAAGCCACUGACCGAGAAGGAGAUGCAUAAGGAGGAGUUCCGUUCGAGAGAGGAACUGGAUUACGAGGAUGGACAGAGAUUGGCCCAGCUGAUUCAUCAAGUCCGACGGAAAAUACGUGAGAUUAGUUCGAGUAUGGAUCAUGGCAGUGAUCAUAGUUUGUUUGUCAUCUUGCAAACCAGGAUGAGAGUCCAACAUCUCACUCGAAAGCUCUUGCCAACGUUCACACUACGCCCCGUCUACCAAGAAGUGCGACUUUUGAACAACGACAUGCCGGAAAGCAAUAGCGCACAAAGGUUUCCAGUAUCCGAUGAGGAGCCUACUCCAGUCGAUGACUCUCAGUUGUCGGAUGUUGAAGACGUGUCUCAGGUUCACGCCGUUGAUGAUGCACAAAAGAACUCAACGGAAGGAGACAGUCAGGAUAAGACCAGACCAAGGCCAGCUCUGGUACGGGAACCUGGGAAAUCGCUUUUACCAUUCUCGAGAGUGCAGAAGAUAUUGAAGGCGGAUAGAGAGCUACCGAUGGUACAGAGGGAAGCAGCAUUUUUAAUCUCUGUGGCAGCGGAAGAGUUCGUCAAACGGAUAACUGAGGCCACUUAUCGGGCGGCAGAGAGAGAAGGACGGACUACAAUGCAGCAGAAAGACAUUGCCGCUCUCGUACGACGAGUUAACGAAUUCACCUUUCUCGACGAUAUCAUUCCUUGGCCAGACCCUAAUGCACGAGCUGCUCGCAAGCCCAAGGCAGCGCUAGAGGGUCAGGAGGACAUAGCCAGAGAACUGACAUUGCUGGAUCGUUUCGUGAAUGCUGAGAAAAAGUCAAAGCCAGGAGAUGUAGAACCAGCAGAAGAGUCCACGUCAAAUGGCAUCAUCACCAUGAACGAGGAUGGCACCAUGUCGGUUGAUCCUUAG